ACGUGCAUUAAUGAUAGCUGUUUCACAAACACACACACACACACUUCCUUUACAUCUAUACUUUCUCCCUCAAUUUGCUGAUCUUUAUCACAUGUCAUGAACCUCUUGAAUAAAUACUCUACAUAAAAAAGAUCUUCUCUUUCUUGGGUAAUUUGAUUCUUGUACAUUUUGCAUAGAAUUUUUCAUUUAAUUCUAGAUGGAAUUUUUCCAGAAAGCCAAAUGUAUUAGGCUAAAGAGCAACCAUGAGAAAUUCUUACAUGCUGAUCCUGAUCAAGAAUCCGUAUACCAAGAUCGCAGUGGAUCUUCAAAGAGCGUUAAAUGGACUGUCGAAUUUCCAGAAGGAUUAGACAAUGUGAUCAGAUUGAAAAGCUGCUAUGGAAAAUACCUAACGGCCUUAGAUGAACAACAUCUAUUUGGUGUAACAGGUCAGAAAGUUGUACAAAGUUUGCCUAAUAAAUUGGAUUCAUUAGUUGAGUGGGAACCUAUUAAAGAGGGAUCCUUGGUGAAGUUGAAAACUAGAUAUGGCAAUUAUUUAAGGGCAAAUAGUGGAUUACCUCCUUGGAGGAAUUCAGUUACACAUGAUAUACCUCAUAGACAUCAAGAUUGGAUCUUAUGGGCAGUUGAUACUGUUGAGGUACUGCUGGAAUUGCCCGAUGAAAGCGUUUCGGAAUCAGGGGAUGAUGAUUUGGGCUCAUCUUUUCAUCUUACAACUCCUAAAUUUUCCAGGACUCAGUCCACUCUGAAGUCUGAAGGUAGGCUAAUCUAUUACUAUGUAGCGGACGAGAAUGGAAAUGUGAAUGAUUCAGUGAAAGGGCCUUCAUUUCAGUUCAAAGGGCAUGGAUUAGACGAACUGACUAAAAAAUUGGAAGAAGAAACCGGGAUAGAGAAGAUUGUUGUCUGUUCGCGGAACAAAUUUAAUGGGAAUUUAUAUCCUCUCCGUUUAGCAUUACCGCCAAACAAUGCAACUAUGCAUGUUGUUGUACUACCUGCAUCAUCUAAAGUGGCAAAAGAGCUGGUGGCAGAUGUUCCCACAUCCAAAUGGUCGGUAUUGAAGACUCGGACUCUAUCGUGAAAUAUUUUACCUGCCAACAAGAAAGAAGAUUCAAAAAAUCUUCAGCAAGUAUUUGAAGUUUAUGGCUUCAUGCGACCUCAUAGUCAAAUAUUUAUAGAUAUUUAGUUGAUUUUGUAAUACAUAUAUACAAUCUGGACAAAAGCUAUUGGGUCCACGCGAACCCAUAGAUGAUAAUUUAGAUCAGCUCCUGCCUGGAAGUGUGCCUAGCAUUUCUUUCUUCUUUCGUUGUAGUUUGAUAUUGUAAUGCAACCAAGAGAUAGUACCUAUGCAGGUUCCAGUUGAUGAGAGAAUUACUUAUUUGUUGAGAGUUAACAAAUGCAACACUCAUUGACAGUAUAUUUUGGGUUACAUAUAUCUUUUGGAGAUCAAGUUGAAAUUAAUGUCCAAUCUUUUCACUUGCA
Capsicum annuum is the source of this 1473-nucleotide messenger RNA. RefSeq lists its product as uncharacterized. The transcript has 3 exons. The record is from RefSeq and is a predicted model, not a curated record. Lineage: Eukaryota; Viridiplantae; Streptophyta; Magnoliopsida; Solanales; Solanaceae. The coding region runs from base 197 to 1072 and encodes 291 amino acids.